GAAACUCCUACCAUUGAAGUUGACCAAUUGGCAGCCCUGGGUGAAAUGGCCAAGGGUGGCAAGGCCAAUAUCAUCAAGCUGCCGAAUGUGAGUGCUUCCCUUCCUCAGUUGAAGGAGUGCAUCGCAGAGCUACAAGGAAAGGGUUACAAGAUCCCGAACUAUCCGGAAGAUCCCAAAGAUGAUGCGGAGAAGGAGAUCAAGGCCCGCUACGCCAAAGUCCUGGGCAGUGCCGUGAACCCGGUGCUGCGCGAGGGCAAUUCGGACCGCCGCGCGGCGGUGCCGGUGAAGGAGUAUGCCUUCAAGUACCCACACUCCAUGGGCAAGUGGCUUCCAGACUCCAAGACUCACGUGAGUUCCAUGGAGGACGGCGAUUUCUUUUCCCACGAGAAAUCUGUGGUCAUCUCCGAGAAGUGCGAGGCGCGCAUCGAGAUGCUCUCGGAGGAUGGCAAGGUCACGGUUUUGAAAGACAAGCUCACCCUUCAGAAGGAUGAGGUCUUGGACGCGUCCUUCAUCAACUGCAAAAUGUUGCGUCGCUUCUUUGAAGAGCAGAUCGCCGACGCUAAGGAGCGAGGCGUGAUGUUCUCCUUGCAUUUGAAAGCAACGAUGAUGAAGGUCUCAGAUCCCAUUAUGUUCGGGCACUGCGUGAAGGCCUAUUUCAAGGAUGUCUUCGCCAAGUAUGCCGAGACGUUCGAAAAAAUUGGUGUUAACGCCAACAACGGCCUUGGUGACCUCUAUAAGAAGAUCGCCACACUGCCGGACGCGGAGCGUCAGGCGAUCGAGGCGGAUAUCAAGGCCACUUAUGAGCGUCAGCCGCGGAUGGCCAUGGUGGAUUCCCACAAGGGCAUCACCAACCUGCACGUGCCCAGCGAUAUCAUCAUCGACAACUCCAUGCCCACCGCCAUCCGUGCCGGUGGAAAGAUGUGGGAUGCAGAUGAUACCGAGCAGGACUUCAAGGCGACUAUUCCAGAUCGCUCCUAUGCGGGUGUGUUCAGUGAGUGCAUCGAGUUUUGUAAGAAGAACGGUGCUUUCGACCCGAAGACCAUGGGGGCUUGCCCAAAUGUGGGACUCAUGGCCCAGAAGGCGGAGGAGUACGGCUCUCAUCCGACCACCUUUGAGAUGAAGGAAGACGGCACCAUUCGCAUCGUCGAGGAGGGCUCCGGUAAGGUACUGCUGGGGCACCGCGUGCAGAAGGGAGACAUUUGGCGAUCCUGCCAAACCAAGGAUGCCCCCAUCAAGGAUUGGGUGAAGUUGGCAGUGCACAGGUGCAGGGAGAACAACUUCCCCAACAACGACAAGCCUUGCAAGGCGAUCUUCUGGUUAGAUCCUGCUCGUUCCCACGAUUGCAACAUCAUUGCCAAGGUUUUGAAGUACCUUCCGGACUACGACACUAAGGGUCUGGAUAUGGAGAUUAUGAGCCCGGCCGAGGCCAUGCGAGUGACCUGUGAACGAGCCAAGCAGGGGCUCAACACCAUCACGGUGACGGGCAGCUUGGAUUGCUUGGAGUGCCACAAAGCUUUGCUGGAUUGUGUCAUGAAUGUGUAA
Messenger RNA from Cladocopium goreaui, 1542 nucleotides. The record is from the annotation of a GenBank genome assembly. NCBI's taxonomy places the organism in Eukaryota, Dinophyceae, Suessiales, Symbiodiniaceae.